CACAGUACAGCAUCACAGUCAGUGUCUACGUCGCGUCCGCUACACGCUUCUGUGCUGCUGUCUCACCGACCACCGCUACCGUGUGUACAGACGCGUGAUGGCAGUUCGGUUCCUCACGUUGGUCGUGGUGUUCGCACUAGUACUGCUGAUAGUACAGUCAUAUCGUUUGCCGGACUCUGACUCGGUGACUGGUGUGAUCAAUGCUACAGAGGAGGACGCACCUCUCCCCAUGGCUGAGGACAGAUGGUUCCCGAUCAAUCAUACUACUGCCAACUUGGACCGGAAAACCAUUUCUCGUAGAGAUACGGUCAAGCAGAUGAUGAAGCAUGCGUGGGACAACUACGUGAGGUAUGCCUGGGGUAAGAAUGAACUGAGGCCGGUCAGCAAGCGAGGACACUCAGGCAGCAUCUUCGGUUCAGCCUCACUUGGGGCGACAAUCAUGGACGGGCUUGACACUCUCUACAUCAUGGGGCUCAUGGACGAGUUCAAACAAGGUCGCGACUGGAUAGCAGAGAACUACAGUCUCGACCAGCUGAGUAUUGAUCUGUCAGUGUUUGAGACCAAUAUCAGGUUUGUGGGAGGGCUGCUGACUUGCUUCGCACUGACAGGCGAUGUCAUGUUCAGAGACAAAGCAGAGCACACAGCACAGAAACUGUUGCCUGCCUUCCAGACACAGACUGGCAUACCUAAUGCUCUCAUCAACACUAAGACUGGGACAAGCAAGAACUACGGCUGGGCCAGUGGUGGGGCCAGUAUCCUGUCAGAGUUUGGAACUCUGUCCCUGGAGUUUGGCUACCUCAGUGAUGUGACUGGCAACAGUGUGUAUCACAACAAGGUAGAGCACGUCAGACAGUUCCUCAAGGGGAUGGAGAAGCCUCGAGGCCUCUACCCCAACUAUCUCAACCCAAAGACUGGGAAAUGGGGCCAGCACCACAUGUCUAUGGGUGCCCUGGGAGACAGCUACUACGAGUAUCUACUGAAGGAGUGGCUAAGGUCAGGUAGAGAGGACCAGGAAGCAAGACAGAUGUAUGAUGAGGCCAUGGAGGCUGUCCUGGCUCAUAUGCUGCAGACCUCUUCUGGCGGACUCAUGUAUUUCUCUGACCUCAAGUUUGACAGGCUUGAGCACAAGAUGGACCACCUUGCCUGCUUCUCUGGUGGUCUGUUAGCGCUCGGGGCGCACACAUUACAGAAUACCCAGAGCAGUCGCUACAUGGAGGUAGCUGAAGGCAUCACUCACACGUGUCACGAGUCUUACGACCGGACAGCCACCAAGCUUGGUCCUGAGAGCUUCAGGUUCACGGAGGUGGUGGAAGCCAAGGCCAUCAGAACAGCUGACAAGUACUACAUCCUGCGGCCGGAGGUCAUUGAGAGCUACUUCUACAUGUGGAGGCUCACCAAGGACCCCAAGUACAGGGAGUGGGGCUGGGAGGCUGUUCAGGCUUUACAAAAACACUGUUGGACCCCAGGUGGAUAUACAGGUAUCAAGAAUGUCUACAUGGAGGAUUCCCAGAAAGAUGAUGUCCAGCAGAGCUUCUUCCUAGCAGAAACACUGAAGUAUCUGUACCUGUUGUUCAGUGACGACAGCCUCAUAUCCCUGGAUGAGUGGGUGUUUAACACUGAAGGACAUCCGUUGCCCAUCAAAGGCAUCAACCCCUACUAUCGGGCUUCCCCCACCCUCGUCCACACAUAAUGAUCUUGUCAUACUAGUGAGUGUACAGCGCAAUUAGUUUGUUGAACAUUAAAUUUGUACUUUUGUUUUAAAUAAUAGUUAUGUUCAUAUGUAAGUUUUGAUGCUGUGAAUAACCGAUAUUUUACAUUUGUAUAUAAAUUAAUUUUAUUUUACUUGCUGUGAUUUAUGUGAAAACUUUCAAAAAAAGCUUUUGUUUGUCAAUACUACAUUCCUCUUUUCCCUAAAUCAUAUUGGAUUAUCGAGGUUGUGGAUGAAAUGUUCUAAAAUCAAAUUGGUAGCUGAAAGUUAAUAACUAAGUGUUAAUAUUUAAUUGUUUUCUUAAUUUAGGCUUCUAAGAUCAAAUAAUUUUGAUGACUUAUAUUAUUAGAACAAAUUUUUUACUAGCUAAUUUUUAAUAUGAAUGACAGCUGAACUGCGACUAUCCACUAUCCAGUUAUCAAUGAUGCACUGUCGAUGGUGUUGUGGGACACUGGAGCAAAUUGAAUCAUAUUUUGAUCACAAAGUUGAGUUAUCAGAUAUUUUUGGGAUCAAUGAUUGAAUGAUUAUACGACAUCGCUCAUUUAAAAUCUGAACAUUGUUACCAUAUUCAUAUGUUACAAUGUUGUUAGGUAUACAAUAACCUUUGUCACCACAACAAAUCCAAUUUACACGAAAACAGUAAAGGCAUGGAUCAAAAAUUGUAAGGCAAUAAAAUUUGUCCAUUCUUUAUGUCAAAUAUCGUCCAAAGUAAUAUCAAUAGCCUUACUUUACAUAUUUAUGAAGUCUAAUUCGGAUAGUCAAAGGUUCACUGAAUACGUUUAUGCAUUUAAGUUUUACUAGAUUUAUUACUAGAAAAAGUUUCCUGAUAGAAAUAUAAUUUUAGUUGUUUGAACAAAUUAUUCUUCGUAAUGUUCUAGUGACAGAUAAUUUGCUAUGUAAUGAAUGAAAUGUGUACAUAUAUGUCCUGCUGUACAUAAGACAGUCCCUAUAAUUUAUUACAGAUUGGGUAAUGUAAAUAUUGUGAAUGAUGAAUGCUGACAUGCAUGUCAGGUGCCUAAGUGUGUGUAUUUUGUAAUCUUUUGAAUAGUUUUUAAUAUAUAUAAUAUAGAGUUAUGGAAUAUAUUUGUUAUUUUGUUUUCAAUUUACUUGAUUACGGAUUUUCAUGUGUGCACAAUGUUAUAAAUAAAUUUAUUUAUUUGUAAAUUGUAUCUUUUGUUGUAUUAAAAUUUAUUUAUUUUACACAGCUGCUCCUACAGAUCAUGUAAAUUUUAUUUAAUCAAUUUACGUUGGGAUUGUAUUUAAAAUAUACCUCUCUAUUUUAUUCCCUUUAACAAUAUUUUGGAAAAUUUUCUCUGGAUGCCCAACUUUUCGGUUUACAUUUUGCAAUUGAAUCAACACUUGCUGUGGUCCGUAAUAGCAGUUGUUGCCAGAAUUAAUAUCCUCUAAAUAAGUUAAAUUAAGGUUAAAAACUUCAUUUUAAACAGAAUUUGCAAAUGAAAUAAAGUUCUUCAUAACUAUGAUUUUCAAGUAUUGAAAAAUAUGUUUUAAAUCUAUCUCACAACCACUACUCUAAACAGAAUUUUCUUUGUCUUGUUAUUUCAAAUAGAAUAUUUCAUCACAAAAACCAACUAAAAAAAUACACAAUCUGAAAUACCAAAUCUUUUGUUUAAGAGGAUAGAAAUGAAAAAAGUUGUAAAAUUUUUCAAAAAAUUUUGAUUGAGGUCAACUAAUCUUGUAGAAAACACUGUAUUUGCUAUCACAGACCUUUGGAUCCAGGUUUCUAAACCCAAACAUGAUUAAUGGUUUUCAUUAAUAACAAUAAAGAUGUAUAUUGUGACUUUUACAGACUUUUUAUCAAAUCUUAUUCAACCUUACAAUUACAGUGAUAAAAAAAUAGUCAAAAAAUCAUGUAAAUACAUUUGAAAAGUCACUUACAAAUAAUUUACUCUACCUUUGCAACUGCAUCUAUGGAAUUUUAUUCAAUUUGAUCAAUUUUUAGCCUGACACUAUUAAACUUUUUGUAAAGUAGAUAGAGUGACAUUAAUUGUUUUAGCAUUUAUUGAAGCAUGAAUUUUUAUCUUCCUACUAUUGUUUUCAUAUUCUAGCAAAAGAAAUGUAGUCAAUUACAUAUUUUUAACGGAAGUGUGCAGUUGUGUUGUUUACGAGUGAACGGUACCAACAAGCUCAACUGUUUAGUGUAAGGUAUGUCACUGAGUGUACCAAUGGGUAUUUUAGAUUAAGACUGUGUAAUUAGAACAACCCUAUGUACAAUACAGAGAUUUGUUAUUUAAA
Molecule: messenger RNA, 3961 nt
Organism: Macrosteles quadrilineatus (aster leafhopper)
Lineage: Eukaryota; Metazoa; Arthropoda; Insecta; Hemiptera; Cicadellidae
Product: mannosyl-oligosaccharide alpha-1,2-mannosidase IA-like
Exons: 9
Coding region: 98-1690 (530 amino acids)
Biological process (GO): carbohydrate metabolic process; N-glycan processing
Cellular component (GO): endoplasmic reticulum; Golgi membrane
Molecular function (GO): calcium ion binding; mannosyl-oligosaccharide 1,2-alpha-mannosidase activity
Source: RefSeq, a predicted model, not a curated record